UCAUUAGGGGGAAAAAAAGUCUCUUGCCCCUUUAAAUAAUUAAUGAGACCUGAAAGUGAAAAUCCUAAAUCUUAUAACGAUUUAAUUUCGUUAGAACCAAACCAAAGCAUCUCUUUAUUAUCUCAAAAAGGCUCCUACCUUACAUAUGUUUUAUUUAUAGUCGCCUUAAGAAUUAUUGUGGGAGUCUUCGAGGAUGACCCAGGAAACGCUUGGACCAUAACCAAUUCCGUUCACAAUCUGGUGACUUAUAUUGUCUUUCACUGGAUCAAAGGCGUACCCAAUGACAAUCAGCAGAGUAGUCUGGCGCUACUAACUUUAUGGGAGCAACUGGAUAACGGAAAGCAAAACACUAUAACUAGGAAAUUUUACACUCUCGUGCCGAUUUUCUUAAUACUUAUAGCUAACCACUACUGCGUUGGAAAACAGUUCUGGUUCAAUUUUGCUCAGUUUUGUAUUAUUUUGGUAGCUAAAUUUCCGUUGAUGCAUAAAAAGAGAAUAUUUGGGAUUGGUAAAUAUUAA
Molecule: messenger RNA, 519 nt
Organism: Zophobas morio
Lineage: Eukaryota; Metazoa; Arthropoda; Insecta; Coleoptera; Tenebrionidae
Product: ORM1-like protein 1
Exons: 4
Coding region: 43-519 (158 amino acids)
Biological process (GO): intracellular sphingolipid homeostasis; ceramide metabolic process; sphingolipid biosynthetic process
Cellular component (GO): endoplasmic reticulum membrane
Source: RefSeq, a predicted model, not a curated record